AUUGGAACACAAAAUAUAGAUUUUGUCGUCUUAUUUUGAGUGAUUUUUGCUGUUAAGUAGUUGGAGAAAAUAAAAAAUUGUUUACUGGUAAUUUUCAUGAGUUGGAAUGUGUGAAAUAAAGGGCUUGAGGUGGUUAAAUGUUGUGGUCGGAAUGUGAAUAUUGUGAUGGUGAGGAAGCAUUAGUGUGAGGCAGAGCUCACAUGACCUUCCCACUGGUCUCGUGACCAAACAAACCCUCGCCCGCCACCCGCAAACUCUACUCCUCCAUGGACAUGAUAGACACAGCCCUCGACACCAGUGGGGACAAAGAUUGUGAUUGUGAAGACGAGAAGGUUGUUCUUGCUCAGCGGCUGGCAAUAGAUGACAGUACUGAAAGGGACAGUUCUCCUCAUAUUCUUGGUUCUGGCUUUGCUCUUCGUCCUGAGUCUGAACACACAGGUACACUGGCUUACAGAGUGGUACAAUUUGCCCCAGACGGGGCUGUUGAUGGUUUACCUCAGGGUGGAGUGCAGACGUCUGUUCCCAGCCUGUUGGCAGGUUCACAAGCAAACGGCUCACCCAGUGAUUCUCCAGAAACACGGUUGGCGCUCAUUACUUCUACUGACGUGCCCACUGAUGGUGGCAGUGCUGUUGUUGUAUCAGGAGGUCAGCUUUAUGUAAUCAGUGACGUUCUUACCAACACUACCCCAAGAAAUCUGGCUCCACGAACCAGUGAGAGUGUCAUGAGCCCCAGGUUAGGAGGCUCCACACGAGAGGAGAAACGUAGAGUCACACACAAUGAAGUAGAGCGCAGAAGACGAGAUAAAAUAAACACCUGGAUAUGUCGUUUAGCCAAGAUUAUUCCAGAUUGUCCAGAGGCUCAUUCUAAGAGCUCACAGAGUAAAGGUGGCAUCCUGGCUAAAGCCUGUGACUACAUCUCCGAACUAAGAGUCCACAAUGAACAGCUGACAGAGAGAAUAAAGGAAACACAUCGACGAGAGAUGGAUUUUGAACUGCUGAAGCAAGAGGUAGAGGUGCUGAAAAAUGAAAAUGCAGCUUUAAAAAAUGAAAAUGCCAUAGUGCGUGCUCAGCUACAACAGCAAGGACUCCUCGGGGAUUUACCACCAUAAUUGGUGGUGAUUGUGGCAUGUUGCUGAACUUCAUGGCCAUAAUCUCAUUUGUUGGUUGAUAAGCUGAAAUCAAGUGAGGUUUGUUUGUAAAUUGUGAUAUUCUGAUAGUUAUGAAAGAGUUUUAGUUAGGUGUAUAUGCAUAUGUUGAAUCAUUGUAGGUAUAAAAGGGUUUGGAAAGGAAAAAAAUAUCAUUAACAUUGGAGCAAUUUUGAAUCUAACAUUUUUUAAAUGAUUAUUUUAUAUUAAAAUGACCUUAUAGAUUAUAUUUCUUAAAUUUUCAGGUACUGUAGGUAUGUAUUAGAUAAUUUCUUUUGGAAUGUAUGAAAGGGCUAAGCUCCAAGUAUUUAUAAAUAAAUAAUGUCUUGAAUUAAUACAACUUGUAGUACUGUAUAUAUCACACAUGUAUGGGGGAGGAUGGUGAAUGUAUGUAUGUAGAGGCAAUGGGAGCAGUCACUUCAUAAGUAAACUAUUUUAACAGAUGCCAUUAUAUAACCAUGCACAAAUAACAUACAAGUAUAGAGAUACACAGCACAAACAUGUGAGGUGGGGGUAGUACACGGUACUGGAGCUGGAUGCUAACUUUGCUGUAUGCCAUGGAGGUAAGCUCAUACUGAUGCAUGUGUGGCCAUAGCCAUUGGAGUGUGUUGAGCUGAUGCUGAACAUGUUGUUUAUGCUGUUGAGUUCUUUAUAUAUAUAUAUAUAUAUAAUAUAUAUAUAUAUAUAUAUUUUUUUUUAUUUUUUUUCAACAAGUCUGCCGUCUCCCACCGAGGCAGGGUGACCCAAAAAAGAAAGAAAAUCCCCAAAAAGAAAAUACUUUCAUUAUCAUUCAACACUUUCACCACACUCACACAUUAUCACUGCUUUUGCAGAGGUGCUCAGAAUACAACAGUUUAGAAGCAUAUACGUAUAAAGAUACACAACAUACCCCUCCAAACUGCCAAUAUCCCAAACCCCUCCUUUAAAGUGCAGGCAUUGUACUUCCCAUUUCCAGGACUCAAGUCCGGUUAUAUAAAAUAACCGGUUUCCCUGAAUCCCUUCACUAAAUAUUACCCUGCUCACACUCCAACAGCUCGUCAGGCCCCAAAUACCAUUUGUCUCCAUUCACUCCUAUCUAACACACUCACGCACGCUUGCUGGAAGUCCAAACCCCUUGCCCACAACACCACCUUUACCCCCUCCCUCCAACCUUUUUGAGGAUGACACCAACCCUGCCUUCCUUCCCCUACAGAUUUAUACUCUCUCCAUGUCAUUCUACUUUGAUCCAUUCUCUCUAAAUGACCAAACCACUUCAACAAACCCUCUUCAGCCCUCUGACUAAUACUUUUAUUAACUCCACACCUUCUCCUAAUUUCCACACUCAGAAUUUUCUGCAUAAUAUUUACACCAUACAUUGCCCUUAGACAGGACAUCUCCACUGCCUCCAACCACCUCCUCGCUGCAGCAUUUACAACCUAAGCUUCACACCCAUACAAGAGUGUUGGUACUACUAUACUUUCAUAUAUUCCCUUCUUUGCCUCCAUAGAUAACAUUUUUUGCCUCCACAUGUACGUCAAUGCACCACUCAUCUUUUUUCCCUCAUCAGUUCUAUGAUUAACCUCAGCCUUCAUAAAUCCAUCCACUGACACGAUUUGACAGUUUUCUUCUUAUUCUUUUUAGUAAUUAUUACAGGAAAAGGGGUUACUAGCCCAUUGUUCCCAGCAUUUUAGUUGACUUUUACAAUACGCAUGGCUUACGGAGGAAAGAUUCUUAUUCCACUUCCCCAUGGAUAUAAAAGGAAAAGUAAUUAGAACAAGAACUAAGAUAAAAGCAAAGAAAACUCAGAUAAGUGUGUAUAAAUAAACUUGUAGUGUGGCUUAAGUGUAAGUAGAAGUAGCAAGACGUGCCUGUAAUCUUGCAUAUUUAUGAGACAGACAAAAGACACUAGCAAUCCUACCAUCAUGUAAAACAAUUACAGGCUUUCAUUUUGCACUCGCUUGGCAGAACGGUAGUACCUCCCUGGGUGGUUGCUGUCCAACAAGUUGGCCAUCUCCCCAGAAAAGAAAAUACUUUUGUCAUCAUUCAACAUUUUCACCUCACUCACACAUAAUCACUGUUUUUGCAGAGGUGCCCAUAAUACAACAGUUUAGAAGUAUAUACAUAUAAAAAUACAUUUGGGGUGCUUUUGUAUAGACAGUUGGGUUGGAAGUAGUAGUUUCUGAGAGUUCAGAUGAUUGGUAGGAAAAAUUCAGUACCUCUCUGUAUUUUCAGCAAGCCAUUCAGAAAUCAUAGAAUGUCUUUGAAAUUAGAGAUAAAAGCCAGCUUUCUAAAUUAACCAUCCUCAAAAAUUCACUAUGGACUAGGUUCCUAGUGAGUGACCUGUUGCAGAUAAUGUUGAGCUUCCUGACUAGAGCUGCAGUUGAAUGUGUUAAGGAAGACUUUCUUUAAUAAGUGAGGAAUGAUAAUUUGGAAAUACUGUCUUGGUGUCAAAGAUAAUAUUGAGUCACAUUGAUUGAAAAGUUGGUGUUAAUGAAACUUUUUGAGAUGGCAUCAGUUAACUCUUUCGGUGUCAGUCCCGCUGUAUCACGGCUUUGAAGCCAGUGUUGGUCCUGUAGUAUGACACCAUGAGCUCAGCUCACUCAGAUAAUGUGAGCUGUAAAUUUGGGCCAAGAUAUGAGAGAAUGGGUCUGUGCAGUAAGUGUGCACCAUAUAAAAAUCCUGCAGCACACAGUGCAUAAUGAGAAAAAAACUAUGACUGUGUUUUGGCUUAGAUCUGUGACUUUGCAGUGUAUUUUCAUAUUUUUUCAGUUAUAUGCUUGGUUUCUUGGUCUCAUGUGAUAGAAUGGAAGAUAUAUUACAGAAAUGGAGAGAUUUUGAUUAGUUUCAGGAUUGAAAGUUACUUGAAAUUGAGCUUGAAGUAUCGGAAAUGUUCAGUUUUGUUGAUAUUCCAGAGUACACAUGUCCAAUAUGCCUCCAACUGACCAGUCUAAUACUCAUUUAGGAAUCCACUAACAUUAUUUAUAGUUACUAAAAAUUCAAAAUGAAGAGAGGCAUGGAGAUGUGACGAAGGAACAGAACAAAUGUUUUAUUUAGUCCAAGACUGUCUAUAUUGUUUAUUCUGGACCCCAUUUUCAAAUUGGAAAUUGUUGCAUUUUGUGUGAAAUUGGCCUAAUUACCAAUUUUUGAUCACUUAUUAGAUAGUUGAAAAAGAUAAAUGGGCGAUUUCUUGUACUCACUCGAUAGAAUAGAAGGAAUAGAAGUGAAAUAGCCUAUUAAUUUAGUGGACUGGGAAAAUGGAAUUCACCAAAAAUAGUGCUUAAAUAUCACCGAGACCGCUAUCUUUGCGAGAGCAUAAUUUUGUAAGAUUUCCAUCAAAAAUUUUAUACUUUUGGUUUCAUUACCUUUGGAUAAAGAUUCUCUUAUCAUUUCAUAACAUAAAAUGAUUUUUUUUUUUUUUAAUUCUUCGACCCUUAGAGCAAGUUUGAGAGCAGGGGUCUCGACACUGAAGGGUUAAAUACCCUAGCUGAAUUAAUGUAUAUGACAAUGGUUGAGAAACUGGCCGAAGCUGACUUGACCAAGUAGGGAGGGAUAGGGUAAUGGCAUGACCUCUGCUAAAUAUGCAAAAUCAGCCUGGAUAAUUCUGGUCAUGGAACUAAGAGUGGCAUAGCCACAUAACCCAAGCUGAUGUAGGUUGCCAUACAUGUUAUGAGAGAACUUUAGAAGAAACAAUAACAUAAUGGUAAGUUAGAAUGGUACCUCCAUUGGUUAAUGUUUUUCAAAGGUUUAUAUUGUUGUAACUUGUUGUCUUUUAUAACUUGUAGAAUGUAAUUCUAUGUUUUUAAGUGUAUUUUGGUAUCCAAAAUAAAUAAAAUAUAGGAUUUUUUUGUGUGUGUAUUAAUAUUACAAUGCAGCUUUGGCUGUUCUGAAAUUAAAUUACCUGGUAUAAAAAACUGGUUUAAUAUUAUUCAGUCAUGAUGUUUGUGGGUAGGUCUUAAGGUACCAGUCAGAGUCCUUACCAUUAUGUUUAUAUAUGCUGAUAGUUGUCUGUGGCCUAUCACAAACUAUCAUAGCAUAGUUAUCAUGUUGUAGUUUAUUGGCAAGUUUAAGCAAAAAAUGAGAUUGUUGCAAUAUACUGUUAUGAUAUGCUCACUUUUAUAGUCAGGAGUUGGAGGUUACUACAGGAAGAUAUAAGGGUUUUUGUUGAACAAGCCAUCAUACAAGAACAAAUACGUAUAUAUUAGGGUGGUCCCAUAUUUUUAUGGGAAACAAUUAAAAUUGCCUGAACCAAGCUGGCAUGUGGUGAACUGUACCACUUAACGUACAGUAUCCUAGAAGCAGAUUUGAAGUGUUUCAAAAUUCUAGCAAAACAGCCAAUUUCCUUUCAAAACUAAAGAAGAAAAUUC
Molecule: messenger RNA, 5488 nt
Organism: Cherax quadricarinatus
Lineage: Eukaryota; Metazoa; Arthropoda; Malacostraca; Decapoda; Parastacidae
Gene: Usf
Product: upstream transcription factor usf
Biological process (GO): regulation of transcription by RNA polymerase II
Molecular function (GO): protein dimerization activity; RNA polymerase II cis-regulatory region sequence-specific DNA binding; DNA-binding transcription factor activity, RNA polymerase II-specific
Source: RefSeq, a predicted model, not a curated record